Molecule: messenger RNA, 637 nt
Organism: Rubroshorea leprosula
Lineage: Eukaryota; Viridiplantae; Streptophyta; Magnoliopsida; Malvales; Dipterocarpaceae
Source: the annotation of a GenBank genome assembly
UCAAGAACUACAAGUCCUUCGGCGUCGUCUCUAACCCUAACUUCCUCGGCGUCCGUUCUCGCACUUCCCACAUCAUCGAGAGCGACUCUCUGCAAGUCCCUGAUCCUCGGCUCUCCGAUCAAUCCGCCGAUGAGUUGGAGCUCAUUGAUUCCGGAAGUGAUCUCGAAGAAGAUGACUUGAAAAAAGCACUUGGAAAGAAGUGAAGAGAUGGAAAAACCACGAGAUUUAAACCAUUGACUGCCAUGCAACGAGUUCAUGUUGGCCGACUGAUAGAGAAGUAUGGAGACGAUUACCAGGCAAUGUUCAUGGAUACAAAACUAAACCAGAUGCAGCAUUCAGUUGCAACACUGGAGGACUUGUGCAAGAGAUACCACAUGUUUGGCGAUAAAAAUCCGUUGAUAGUGUCUGGUUGAGAUUGGUCCAUUUCCUUAUUGUCAGAUCUUUUGAGCUUGUAACAGUAUCGCGUGAUACCCAUGAAAGUUAUAUAACUUAUACGGAUGAGCUAGUGAUCUUAUUAGUGCAACUGAAAUUCCUGAAAUCCCCUUUGGUUUGUUACACUCUUCUUUCAAACUUUCAUACUUACUCUCCUCUUUAUGUUAGUUGAAGACUUGAAGGAAAUUAAAUGAUUUAAGUGUUG